GGUGAUGGAUUUGGAUAUGCUUCUAUGAAGAAAUGCCACGUGUCACUACUGAAACAAGAACAAACAUGUCCAGUAAGUUGCUGGGACUGCUGCCACCUUAAGGGAUAGGGCUGGAUGACAGCUCUUCCCAGGGAGUCAGGCGUGGUCUGACCCAGGAGCAGGAAACACAUCAUCACCAAUGACAUCAUGACAGCAAGAGAGCACAGCCCUCGCCAUGGCGCCAGGGCCCGUGCACUGCAGCGGGCUUCCACCAUUGAUGUGGCAGCUGACAUGCUUGGCCUCUCUCUGGCAGGAAAUCUGCAAGAUCCAGAUGAACCCAUUUUAGAGUUCAGCUUAGCUUGUAGUGAGCUGCAUACGCCAUCGCUAGAUCGGAAACCAAAUAGUUUUGUAGCAGUGAGUGUGACCACCCCGCCGCAGGCAUUCUGGACGAAGCACGCACAGACGGAGAUCAUCGAGGGAACCAACAACCCUAUAUUCUUAAGCAGCAUUGCCUUCUUCCAAGACUCUCUCAUCAAUCAGAUGACACAGAUCAAACUCUCCGUGUACGACGUCAAAGACAGAUCUCAGGGAACAAUGUACCUACUGGGCUCUGGGACAUUCAUUGUCAAGGAUCUGCUCCAGGACAGGCAUCAUCGGUUGCAUUUAACACUAAGGUCUGCAGAGAGUGACCGUGUGGGUAACAUCACGGUGAUCGGCUGGCAGAUGGAGGAGAAGUCAGACCAGCGGCCUCCAGUGACCCGAGCUGUGGACACCAUCAACGGGAGGAUGGUCCUGCCCGUGGACGAGAGCUUGACCGAAGCGUUGGGAAUCCGAUCCAAAUAUGCUUCGUUGCGUAAAGACACUUUGCUGAAAUCGGUGUUCGGUGGUGCCAUCUGCCGCAUGUAUCGCUUCCCCACCACCGAUGGCAACCACCUGCGGAUCCUGGAGCAGAUGGCGGAGAGCGUGCUCUCCCUGCACGUGCCCCGGCAGUUCGUGAAGCUGCUGCUGGAAGAAGAUGCUGCCAGAGUGUGUGAACUGGAGGAGCUGGGGGAGCUGUCCCCGUGCUGGGAGAGCCUCCGGCGCCAGAUUGUCACUCAGUACCAGACCAUCAUCCUCACGUACCAGGAGAACCUGACCGACCUGCAUCAGUACAAAGGUCCCUCGUUUAAAGCGAGCAGUUUGAAAGCAGAUAAAAAGUUGGAAUUUGUUCCCACAAACUUGCACAUACAAAGAAUGAGGGUUCAGGACGAUGGAGGAUCAGAUCAGAGCUAUGACAUCGUCACCAUUGGGGCGCCAGCCGCACACUGCCAAGGUUUUAAGUCAGGAGGCCUCCGCAAAAAGCUGCACAAAUUUGAAGAGACCAAGAAACACAGUUUUGAGGAGUGUUGUACGUCAUCCAGCUGCCAGUCCAUCAUCUACAUACCACAGGAUGUCACCAGAGCCAAGGAGAUCAUCGCCCAGAUCAAUACCCUGAAAACCCAAGUGAGUUACUACGCAGAGCGGCUCUCGAGGGCGGCCAAGGACAGGUCUGCCACUGGCCUCGAAAGGACACUCGCCAUCUUGGCAGACAAGACCCGGCAACUGGUCACCGUCUGCGACUGCAAGCUGCUGGCCAACUCCAUCCAUGGGCUGAACGCGGCGCGGCCCGACUAUAUUGCUUCCAAGGCCUCCCCCACCUCGACCGAGGAGGAGCAGGUGAUGCUUAGGAAUGACCAGGACACCCUCAGGGCCAGGUGGACGGGCAGGAACAGCCGGUCUUCUCUGCAGGUGGAUUGGCACGAGGAGGAGUGGGAGAAAGUGUGGCUGAACGUUGACAAGAGCCUGGAGUGCAUCAUCCAGAGGGUGGACAAGCUGCUGCAGAAGGAGCGCCUGCUCGGUGAGGGCUGUGAGGACGGCUUCCCCUGCUCAGGCAGCGGCACCAGCAAGAAAGGUAACCGGAACAGCCACGCCUACUGGAUCAGACCGGAGGACCCCUUCUGUGAUGCCCCCUCCUCACCACGCCCCGCCUCCAUGCCCGCUGCUGCAUGCCAUCCUCACCUGACCACACAUUGCAGCCCCCCUCCUGAAGAAUCCAGCCCAGGUGAAUGGAGUGAGGCCCUUUACCCGCUGCUGACCACACUCACAGACUGUGUGGCCAUGAUGAGCGACAAAGCCAAGAAGGCCAUGGUCUUCCUGCUCAUGCAGGACAGCGCGCCCACCAUCGCCGCCUACCUGAGCCUGCAGCACCGCCGCGACGCCGUCUUCUGCCAAACCCUGACUGCUCUCAUCUGCGGCUUCAUCAUCAAGCUGAGGAACUGCCUGCACGACGACGGCUUCCUGCGGCAGCUCUACACCAUCGGGCUGCUCGCCCAGUUUGAGAGCCUGCUGAGCACCUACGGUGAGGAGCUGGCCAUGCUGGAGGACAUGAGCCUUGGAAUCAUGGACUUGAGGAACGUGACCUUCAAAGUUACGCAGGCCACUUCCAACACAUCAACUGACAUGCUGCCUGUCAUCACAGGAAAUCGGGACGGGUUUAACGUGCGGAUCCCUCUGCCGGGCCCCCUGUUUGACACCCUGCCCCGGGAGAUCCAGAGCGGCAUGCUGCUUCGGGUGCAGCCCGUCCUCUUCAACGUGGGCAUCAACGAGCAGCAGACGCUGGCCGAGAGGUUUGGCGACACGUCGUUACAAGAAGUUAUCAACAUGGAGAGUUUGGUACGGCUAAAUUCCUACUUCGAGCAGUUUAAGGAAGUGUUGCCUGAGGAUUGCUUGCCUCGCUCUCGGAGCCAGACGUGCUUGCCGGAGCUGCUGCGGUUCCUGGGCCAGAACGUCCAUGCCAGGAAGAACAAGAACGUGGACAUCCUCUGGCAAGCUGCUGAGAUCUGCCGCCGUCUUAACGGGGUCCGGUUCACCAGCUGCAAGAGCGCCAAGGACCGCACAGCCAUGUCGGUGACGCUGGAGCAGUGCCUGAUCCUGCAGCACGAGCACGGCAUGGCCCCGCAGGUCUUCACCCAGGCCCUGGAGUGCAUGCGCAGUGAGGGUUGUCGAAGAGAAAAUACAAUGAAGAAUGUUGGAAGUCGCAAAUAUGCAUUUAAUUCCCUGCAGCUGAAGGCUUUCCCCAAGCAUUACAGGCCUCCCGAAGGGACUUACGGCAAGGUUGAAACUUGAACACACGGUGUCCUCUCUAGCUGUCAUAUAACAAAUGUGGGGACCCUCUAGUGUCACACACGAGUUCUUCACCAAGACCUGAAGGACUGGUUUUUACUUUUGUGUUUUUUAAAAAAUAUUUCACUAAGGAGUCUAUGAAGCAUGUUUUUUAUUCGAUUGGAAUUAGUAGGAGGUAAUGUUGGCUCAAUAGUGUGGAUAGUAACAACUGCCCAUUUAAACCGCCUGCAGCCAGAACCUCAGAUAGAUGUCAUGAUAGUCACCUGUAGGUCUGAGAUGCUAAGACUUUUUAAAUGCCCACUUAGGCAGCUGCUCACUUAUUUUUCUACUAAGUAACUCAAAACUGAGCAUCGAAUUACAAUCUACUUCUAAAAAAUCUGAAUGUAAAACAGUAAAUAGUAAACAGUUGGAUCCUGGACAGACCAAUAAGUGUUUUAUGUUAAUUCAAGUUUUGGGGAGAGGCUAGCUCUGGCUCAGGCAGUGAAAGCAGGUGGUUCUACUGAAUUAUCCUGUGAGGGCACAGGCAGGGCCAGAGCGCAGGCUGAGAAACAGCCCAGACAGACUUUAUGGGUAGGUAACCCCUGCAGAGCCACUCACACAGUGGGGGCCACUCUGUUCCUUUGAGUUCUGGAACGGUGAGUGCUGGGGAACAGGAAGCCUGCUGCCUGCCUGUCCUCUCAACCUACACCCUGGCCCCACCCUGCCCGUGUGCAGGCCCCCUUCCCGGGCGCUCCAGGACCUCUUGGCAGUGGGGAUUUAUGUGUAGACAGUGGAAGCCUAAAUCUUUCCAGAACAGACUUCCUUUUGUGGAUUUCCCAAUUGUCUUCUAAAAAUCAAUACAAUCAUGUUUGAAGGUCUGAUGAAAGUGUCUUUUAAGUUUGCAAUAAUUGUUACUAUCUUCUCAUUCUGUUAUGUAACGUGACUAUUGAGAAAGUUGAAAUUAGCUCUGAAAAUGAGAUGUUGAAAGGGAUUAAUGGGCCAUAAAACAGGGAUUUCAUAGAAAAUGAUGUCUGGUCAUCUAUUAUAAGAUGAUGAGUCUUAUCUGCACAUAGCAGAGUUUUUUCCUCAGUUUAUAUGUUUUAUCAAUUGUUUAUUGUGAUGAUUAUGUUCAUAUGUUAUUUAAAAGGCUGUAAAAGAAAUAUAUGUGGCACAUUGAAGAUGUUGAUCCUAAUGAUUGGUGCAUCCUUAGGAAAUCCCUGUGUCUAAGAUUCUGGGAACUAUUCUUCAGGCUCCUUUAGAAAUGCCACUUGGAAACAUGUAACAAACUUGGGCCUGGGGAGCUGAGGCACAGGCAAGACUGCCCAUGGCAGGACACAGGGGUGAACAGCAGGGAGGGUGCCACUCGAUGGCCUUCCAGAUCCCUGCCCACGCGGAAGCCAGUGCGCAGGCAGCGCUUGCCGUCUCCUGAGGCCCACGGAGGGGACGUUCCCACGGGUUGCAUGGGGCCUGGUGUGGAGGACGCGUCCAUGAGGGACGGCUGCAGCUCAUGUCGCUGUCAGAGAAACCCGCGUCCACCACGCCCCCUGCAGAGGGGGCCCAUCCCCUCUGGGCCCAUCCCUGUUGUUUCCAAUAUGGCUGACUCAGCCUUUCACCUCCCACCACUUCACCCAUUUUGUAAUUUUUCUAGUAUCUUUUAUAUUUUCAUCUUUUUUUAUUUUAUCAUCACUACCUUUUAAAAUAUUCCCUUGUCUUCUUAAAUGCCACCCAUAUUUUUGUUGUUAUUGUUUGAAGAGCAUUAAAUACCUGCAUUUAUCAAAAGGGAACAUAGCAAAUGUUGAGUCAACUGUUAGCAGUUUUGCAUGGGGCACCUUUUUUGUGAAUUAUUUUCCAAUUUUGGCUUCAUAUUAUGCACAUCAUAAAACUCUAAGACUUGGCUAAUCACGUAGGAAACGCUCAGGCUCCAGAAUCCCAUCUGAGCCCUGCGGCUCCCGUGCGGCCAGCCUCCCAGGGCUCCCGCCGCACACUUACCAGGCUCGCUCGCUGAGCAAGGCCAGUUGUGGUGGUGCUGGCAGCGCCUGGGACGUGAAGGAGCUUGGAGUGCCCAGGUGCACAGGAAGGCAGUCUUCCCGGCACCACAACGUAGAGGUCCCGCCCAGUGUGCCUUCUCGGCCACUGAACGAGCACGGAGGCCUGAAGACCGGGCGCUGUGGGUGUCGGCGCACCUCAGCAGCUGCCUUUGGUUCCCUCUGAAACACACAAGUACCGUGCAGUAGUUUCGUCCUGCAGUUGUAUUUGCCAAGCUUCGUGCACGGAAGUACCUUUAUUUAUUUGUUUUGGCCAGUAUUACUAUAUAUGAACAUGUACUGUUUUAUAUAUUCUUAGCUCAUUCAAAGCCAUGUAUGCUAUAAAUGUGCUAGUCUUUAGAAGGAUAAUAAAUAACUGACGAGAACAUUAAA
Myotis davidii is the source of this 5516-nucleotide messenger RNA. RefSeq names its product inositol polyphosphate-4-phosphatase type I A (gene INPP4A). Lineage: Eukaryota; Metazoa; Chordata; Mammalia; Chiroptera; Vespertilionidae. Bases 187 to 3123 code for a protein of 978 amino acids. Gene Ontology annotation, molecular function: phosphatidylinositol-3,4-bisphosphate 4-phosphatase activity. The transcript is spliced from 25 exons. The record is from RefSeq and is a predicted model, not a curated record. Gene Ontology annotation, cellular component: cytoplasm.